Messenger RNA from Vitis riparia (riverbank grape), 2317 nucleotides. Its product is annotated as CTP synthase. The record is from RefSeq and is a predicted model, not a curated record. Gene Ontology annotation, biological process: pyrimidine nucleobase biosynthetic process; CTP biosynthetic process. NCBI's taxonomy places the organism in Eukaryota, Viridiplantae, Streptophyta, Magnoliopsida, Vitales, Vitaceae. Gene Ontology annotation, molecular function: CTP synthase activity; identical protein binding. The transcript is spliced from 22 exons. Bases 211 to 1893 code for a protein of 560 amino acids.
CCGAAACAGCAGCGCCGCCUAAACUUCAAAAUUAUAUGUUCAGCACCGCUAUUUUAGUAAAUCUCACGGGGCGGUUACAAAGGAAAAACAGGCAGAACUUUCGCCCCAGGCUUCUUGUCAAUCCGAGUGAAACUGUUUUUCCCGCUCAGGCAUUAACACAAACACCCGGUGUUCACUAGGCAGUCCUGGGUGCUGGGCGUUUGAGAGAGAAUGAAGUACGUGUUGGUGACGGGAGGAGUCGUCAGUGGACUCGGCAAAGGAGUGACGGCGAGCAGUGUAGGCGUCGUUCUCAAAGCUUGUGGCCUUCGCGUUACUUCCAUUAAAAUAGAUCCUUACUUGAACAGGGAUGCUGGUACAAUGUCCCCGUUUGAACAUGGGGAGGUUUUUGUUCUUGAUGAUGGUGGAGAGGUUGAUUUAGACUUGGGUAACUAUGAGAGGUUCCUGGAUGUGACUCUUACAAAAGAUAACAACAUUACGACAGGAAAAAUAUAUCAGUCUGUCCUUGAGAAAGAACGAAGAGGAGAUUAUCUUGGAAAGACUGUCCAGGUGGUUCCACAUGUCACAGAUGCCAUUAAGAAUUGGAUUGAAUCAGUCUCUGUCAUUCCUGUGGAUGGAAAAGAGGGCCCAGCAGAUGUGUGUGUGAUAGAGUUGGGAGGGACUGUUGGUGACAUUGAAUCAAUGCCAUUCAUCGAGGCUUUGCGACAAUUAUUAUUUUCAGUCGGACAAGAUAACUUUUGCCUCAUUCAUGUGAGCCUUAUACCUGUACUGGGUGUUGUGGGAGAGCAAAAAACAAAGCCUACACAACAUAGCGUGCGGGAAUUGAGAGCAUUAGGCCUGACUCCUCAUCUGUUGGCAUGUCGUUCUGCUCAGCCUUUAUUGGAAACUACAAAGGAGAAACUUUCACAGUUUUGCCAUGUUCCAGUUGGUAACAUUCUCAAUAUCCAUGAUGUUCCAAACAUUUGGCACGUUCCUCUUUUGCUUCGGAACCAAAAUGCUCAUAAUUCCAUUCUAAAACAGCUAAAUCUUAGCAAGGCUACACCUCCUGAUUUACAAGAAUGGACGAAGAGGGCAGAGAUUUUUGAUAGUCUCACAAAUUCUGUGAGAAUUGCAAUGGUUGGGAAGUAUGUUGGUCUGACAGAUUCAUAUCUGUCUGUUGUGAAGGCCCUUCUGCAUGCUUGCAUUGCAUGUUCUUUGAAGCCAUCAGUGGACUGGAUUGCAGCUUCUGAUCUUGAAGAUGAUAGUGCAGUAUUGACACCAGAAGCUCAUGCUACUGCAUGGAAGACUCUAAGGAAUGCAGCAUGUGUCCUGGUUCCAGGAGGCUUUGGUGAUCGUGGUGUGAAAGGAAUGAUAUUGGCUGCAAAGUAUGCCAGAGAGAAUAAUGUUCCUUAUCUUGGGAUUUGCUUGGGCAUGCAGAUUUCUGUGAUUGAGUUUGCUAGAUCUGUUUUGGGCAUGGAAAGGGCCAAUAGUGAAGAGUUUGACACCCAGACACCUGAUCGUGUUGUAAUGUUCAUGCCAGAGGGUUCAACAACGCAUAUGGGAAGCACCAUGAGACUAGGAUCUCGAAGAACACUGUUCCAGACUCCUGAUUGUAUUACUGCAAAACUGUACCAUAAUUCAGAGUACGUGGAUGAGCGGCAUCGACAUAGAUAUGAGGUGAACCCACAUAUGGUUGGUGUUCUAGAAGAAGGUGGCCUGAAGUUUGUAGGGAAAGAUGAAAGUGGACAAAGAAUGGAGAUUUUAGAGCUUCCCAGUCAUCCAUUCUAUGUGGGCGUGCAAUUUCAUCCAGAAUUUAAGUCACGGCCUGGGAGGCCAUCAGCUCUCUUUCUAGGUUUUAUAUUGGCUGCAAUUGGGCAGUUGGAAGCAUAUCUUAGCCAGCAUCAGAAUGGCAGUUAAUACAAAAUUUGCUGUCUUAAUACUCCCAAAGAAGCAAUUCUUAAGCGCUGGACUAGUGUUUGAUGGAAAAAAUUUAAGCAACUACCAAAGACAGGAGAAAUUUGUCAUAUUGCCAGGGCUUGUGGCCCAGUUGAAUCAGCACUAUGCUCACCAUAUCUAUGGAUUAACAGUAUCAUCUUUUCCUGAACUCUAUCCCUAACCUUUGGGCAUACAAAAAUGCUUGAUACUUCAUAGUGAGAAUUGCAAAUCGGGGCUUACAAAAGGGAUCCUUAACCAGUCCCCAUGUAGAGCCAAACUGCAAAAUUCUGUAGGCUCCUUGUUGCACUUCUAAACUGUUGCGACUGUUUGCUCAAAGCUGACUCUGGUUAUAUUUUAUGUCUUUGUUUACUGAAAACAUUUAUUUAUUUUGUUCUUGGUCUCUUCA